Molecule: messenger RNA, 1509 nt
Organism: Musa acuminata AAA Group (dessert banana)
Lineage: Eukaryota; Viridiplantae; Streptophyta; Magnoliopsida; Zingiberales; Musaceae
Product: ethylene-responsive transcription factor LEP-like
Exons: 1
Coding region: 413-1261 (282 amino acids)
Biological process (GO): regulation of DNA-templated transcription
Molecular function (GO): DNA binding; DNA-binding transcription factor activity
Source: RefSeq, a predicted model, not a curated record
GCCCAUACCUGCGCUCUUUAAUGCCGACCUCAGAUCAUGUUCUUCUUGCCCUGCCAUAGAUUUCCUACAUUGCAUCUUCUCCUCCUCCGACAGGAAAAGAACAGUUCCAUUCCAGAUUCUGAGUUUAUUUGGGCAUGAAGGGAUCGACUUUGACAAGGUAACUGAGUUCAUCAGUGGCACGGUGGAUGGAGUCUACCAUGAAAGUGAUGAUCACAUACAAUCCAAGUUACUAACUUAGAAUCCACAUUGACCAUAUGUGGACUCCACUCCCGAUCAAAGAAAACAUGGGCCGACCGUCAGAGAAUAUACAUAUCUAUCCACCACCACCACCUCUUCUUGUAUAUAAGCCCCCCACCAUGCAAACCUAAUAAUACACCUAAACAUCAUUGCUGGACUGCUCUUUCUCUUGGUAAUGGGUUUCUCCUUCUUCUUCUCCUCUUCUUCCUCCUCUGCUUCUCCGGGCUCUGAUGUCACUCAGGAGAAGAAAAGCAAACGCAGGACGCAGCAGGACAGCAGCAGCAGCAGCGAGAGCAACGGUAACGGCGCCAACAGCGCGAGCGCGGGUGGCAGUGGCAUGAGGUACCUCGGCGUGCGUCGUCGGCCGUGGGGCCGGUACGCGGCGGAGAUUCGCGACCCGGCGACCAAGGAGCGGCACUGGCUGGGCACCUUCGACACGGCGGAGGAGGCGGCCGUCGCGUACGACCGCGCCGCCCGCACCCUCCGCGGGGCCCGCGCGCGCACCAACUUCGCUUACCCAGACCUCCCGCCCGGCUCCUCCCUCACCCCCUUCCUCUCCCCCGACCUCCAGCCCCCGCCCACCUCCUUCACCCUCUCCGCGCCAUCGCCGAUACAGGACUCCGGUCACCACGCGGCCGCCGCCUUCCCAGCUCUGGGAGGUCAGGGCGACUACAAUGCUAUUGCGGACAGUACAAUCUCCGACGACGGGACCCAUUACUACUACCACAACCAGCAGCAGCAGGAGGAUGGGUUACAGUACACGGCCUCGACGCUGCCGGCGUCUCAGCCGGCGGUGGCGUUUCCUUGGGAGUCGAGUGGUGCUUCGGCAGCGGGCGAGGAGGACCUGGCGGCCAUGUGGUGCGACCCGGGGGAGUUCGGCGGGUACGGCUCCCCGGCCUCGCACGGGAUCUUCUUCGAGGAAGGCUACGUGCACAGUCCCCUGUUCGGGCCGAUGCCGACGGUGGACGACGCCGCCGCAGACGGGUUCCAGCUCGGUGGUUCCUCCUCCUCUUACUACUACUGACGAGUACGUAAAAGCUCGGGGUCCGCAGUUUGGUUGCGCGCCCGCCGGUGGACGUGGCGUUUUCCUUUUGGGUUUGGUCCGGUUUGGCUCUCUUCUCCUCUUGGAGAUUAGCUGGGGCCUUUUAAGAGUCUCUUCUCUUCCUCCUCCCUUUUAACCUUCUCUUCAAACUCCUCCCUCUACAUUGUAUGUAUUGCUUUCUAUUGUCUCUCCAGUGAUCCUUGUUGAGCUGUGAUGGAUGUUGUAAUGAA